AGCCAGUCACUUACUGGAUCUCUGUAUUUUAAUUCACAGCUGCAAGAUAAAAUACACGGUUCUGACCUAUGCAAAUGAACAAUUUACAUAAAUGGGGCCGCUGCCCCCAUCUCAUUUUCUGGUUAUCCCUGUUCCGGGGUGGGGCUGUGGGGUGGGAUUAGUUGUCUCCCCAGAUGCGGAGGGCCCUGGACCACUAAUGCAGGGGAAAAGCAGGCGAGGGGGACGGUCCUUUAAAAAAGGUGCGGGGGCGGCGAAAGGAAAGCCGAGCCCUGCGCACAACAAUUACGACCAUGGAGAAGGGCCUCGUUUAGGGGGCCGUGGGUGCCAGAAGGGGCAAGAAUGGAGGCGGACGAAUUCCGAGAGCCAGCAGAUUCUGCCGACUCAAGCGAGCGUCCGCAACCCCGGCGGCGCGCGGGCCCGGGAUGGUGGCGAAGGUGCCCAGCGGCGGGCCGUGUAACGUCCGGAUCCCGCCCCGGCUCUGGGCCGCAAACACCUCCUGGGCCUCUGCCGCUCGCGUCCACUGUCUCCCGGCUCCUGAGUGGCUGGGGGGCCGGGAUUAACCUUUCACCGCCGCGCUCUGUCCAAUCACAGGCUCGCUCUCAUGCCGGCGCGGGGCGAGUGGAGCGUGGGGGCGCGGAGGGGGCGGUGCGGGCGCCGUUGGGAUUCUCCAAGCCGCUGUGCGCCGUUGCCGCAGGCCGUGCGCGGGCUGAGGGCGAGCAGGGCGCUGCGCAGUCUCCGCAAGCGCCGGCGGGAGGGGUCGCGGCGGAGGCGCGGCGCAGCGCGGCGCAGGCUGCUUCAGGCCCAGGUGAAUGGAGUAACCUGACAGCGGGGACGAGGCGACGGCGAGCGGGAGGAAAUGGCGGCGGCGGUGGCGGCGCCGGGCGGCACCGGGAGGCCUGGGCUGUGACGCGCGCGCCGGAGCGGGGUCCGAUGGUUCUCGAAGGCCCGCGGCGCCCCGUGCUGCAGUAAGCUGUGCUAGAACAAAAAUGCAAUGAAAGAAACACUGGAUGAAUGAAAAGCCCUGCUUUGCAACCCCUCAGCAUGGCAGGCCUGCAGCUCAUGACCCCUGCUUCCUCACCAAUGGGUCCUUUCUUUGGACUGCCAUGGCAACAAGAAGCAAUUCAUGAUAACAUUUAUACGCCAAGAAAAUAUCAGGUUGAACUGCUUGAAGCAGCUCUGGAUCAUAAUACCAUAGUCUGUUUAAACACUGGCUCAGGGAAGACGUUUAUUGCAGUACUACUCACUAAAGAGCUGUCCUAUCAGAUCAGGGGAGACUUCAACAGAAAUGGCAAAAGGACGGUGUUCUUGGUCAACUCUGCAAACCAGGUUGCUCAACAAGUGUCAGCUGUCAGAACUCACUCAGAUCUCAAGGUUGGGGAAUACUCAAACCUGGAAGUAAGUGCAUCUUGGACAAAAGAGAAAUGGAACCAAGAGUUUACUAAGCACCAGGUUCUCGUUAUGACUUGCUAUGUCGCCUUGAAUGUUUUGAAAAAUGGUUACUUAUCACUAUCAGACAUCAACCUUUUGGUGUUCGAUGAGUGUCAUCUUGCAAUCCUAGACCACCCCUACCGAGAAAUUAUGAAGCUCUGUGAAAAUUGUCCAUCAUGUCCUCGUAUUUUGGGACUAACUGCUUCCAUUUUAAAUGGGAAAUGUGAUCCAGAGGAAUUGGAAGAAAAGAUUCAGAAACUGGAGAAAAUUCUUAAGAGUAAUGCUGAAACUGCAACUGACUUGGUGGUCUUAGACAGAUAUACUUCCCAGCCAUGUGAGAUUGUGGUAGACUGUGGACCAUUUACUGACAGAAGUGGCCUUUAUGAAAGACUGCUGAUGGAAUUAGAAGAAGCACUUAAUUUUAUCAAUGACUGUAACAUAUCUGUACAUUCAAAGGAAAGAGAUUCUACUUUAAUUUCUAAACAGAUACUCUCAGACUGUCGUGCGGUAUUGGUAGUUCUGGGACCCUGGUGUGCAGAUAAAGUAGCUGGAAUGAUGGUAAGAGAACUACAGAAAUAUAUCAAACACGAACAAGAGGAGCUGCACAGGAAAUUUCUAUUGUUUACAGACACUUUCCUAAGGAAAAUCCAUGCACUAUGUGAAGAGCACUUCUCACCUGCCUCACUUGACCUGAAAUUUGUAACUCCUAAAGUAAUAAAACUGCUUGAAAUCUUACGCAAAUAUAAACCUUAUGAGCGACAGCAGUUUGAAAGCGUUGAGUGGUAUAAUAAUAGGAAUCAGGAUAAUUACGUGUCUUGGAGUGAUUCUGAGGAUGAUGAGGAGGAUGAAGAAAUUGAAGAAAAAGAAAAGCCAGAGACAAAUUUUCCUUCUCCAUUUACCAAUAUUUUGUGUGGAAUUAUUUUUGUGGAAAGAAGAUAUACGGCAGUUGUCUUAAACAGAUUGAUAAAGGAAGCUGGCAAACAAGAUCCAGAGCUGGCUUACAUCAGCAGCAAUUUUAUAACUGGACAUGGCAUUGGAAAGAAUCAGCCUCGUAACAAACAGAUGGAAGCAGAAUUCAGAAAACAGGAAGAGGUACUUAGGAAAUUUCGAGCACAUGAAACCAACCUGCUUAUUGCAACAAGUAUUGUGGAGGAGGGUGUUGACAUACCGAAAUGCAACUUGGUGGUUCGUUUUGAUCUGCCCACAGAGUAUCGAUCCUAUGUUCAAUCUAAGGGAAGAGCGAGGGCACCGAUCUCUAAUUAUGUAAUGUUAGCAGAUACAGACAAAAUAAAAAGUUUUGAAGAAGACCUUAAAACAUACAAAGCUAUUGAAAAGAUCUUGAGAAACAAAUGUUCCAAGUCAGUUGAUACCGGUGAGACUGACAUUGAGCCUGUUGUGGAUGACGAUGAUGUUUUCCCACCAUAUGUGUUGAGGCCCGAUGAUGGUGGUCCACGAGUCACAGUCAACACGGCCAUCGGACACAUCAAUAGAUACUGUGCUAGAUUACCAAGUGAUCCGUUUACUCACCUGGCUCCUAAAUGUAGAACCCGAGAGUUGCCUGAUGGUACAUUUUAUUCAACUCUUUAUCUGCCAAUUAACUCACCUCUUCGAGCCUCCAUUGUUGGUCCCCCAAUGAGCUGUAUACGAUUGGCUGAAAGAGUCGUAGCUCUCAUUUGCUGUGAAAAACUGCACAAAAUUGGCGAACUGGAUGACCAUUUGAUGCCAGUUGGGAAAGAGACUGUUAAAUACGAAGAAGAGCUUGAUUUACAUGAUGAAGAAGAGACCAGUGUUCCAGGAAGACCAGGCUCCACAAAACGAAGACAGUGCUACCCAAAAGCAAUUCCAGAAUGUUUGAGGGAUAGCUACCCCAAGCCCGAUCAGCCUUGUUACCUGUAUGUGAUAGGAAUGGUUCUAACGACACCUUUACCUGAUGAGCUCAACUUUAGAAGGCGGAAGCUUUAUCCCCCUGAGGAUACCACAAGAUGCUUUGGAAUACUGACAGCCAAACCCAUACCUCAGAUUCCGCACUUUCCUGUGUACACACGCUCUGGAGAGGUUACCAUAUCUAUUGAGUUGAAGAAGUCUGGUUUCACGUUAUCUCUACAAAUGCUUGAGUUGAUUACAAGACUUCACCAGUAUAUAUUCUCACAUAUUCUUCGGCUUGAAAAACCUGCACUAGAAUUUAAACCCACAGACGCUGACUCAGCAUACUGUGUUCUACCUCUUAAUGUUGUUAAUGACUCCAGCACUUUGGACAUUGACUUUAAAUUCAUGGAAGAUAUUGAGAAGUCUGAAGCUCGCAUAGGCAUUCCCAGUACAAAGUAUUCAAAAGAAACUCCCUUUGUUUUUAAACUAGAAGAUUACCAAGAUGCAGUUAUCAUUCCAAGAUAUCGCAAUUUUGAUCAGCCUCAUCGAUUUUAUGUAGCUGAUGUGUACACUGAUCUUACCCCCCUGAGUAAAUUUCCUUCCCCUGAAUAUGAAACUUUUGCAGAAUAUUAUAAAACAAAGUAUAACCUUGACCUGACCAAUCUCAACCAGCCGCUGCUGGAUGUGGACCACACAUCUUCAAGACUGAAUCUUUUGACACCUCGCCAUUUGAAUCAGAAGGGGAAAGCUCUUCCUCUAAGCAGUGCUGAAAAGAGGAAAGCCAAAUGGGAAAGUCUGCAGAAUAAACAGAUACUGGUUCCAGAACUCUGUGCUAUACAUCCAAUUCCAGCAUCACUGUGGAGAAAAGCGGUUUGUCUCCCCAGCAUACUUUAUCGCCUUCACUGCCUUUUGACCGCAGAGGAGCUAAGAGCGCAGACAGCCGGCGACGCUGGUGUGGGAGUGAGGUCACUGCCCGCGGAUUUUAGAUACCCCAACUUAGACUUUGGGUGGAAAAAAUCUAUUGACAGCAAAUCUUUCAUCUCAGUUGCUAACUCCUCUUCAGCUGAAAAUGAGAAUUACUGUAAGCACAGCACAAUUGUCGUCCCUGAAAAUGCUGCACAUCAAGGUGCUAAUAGAACCUCCUGUCUAGAAAAUCAUGACCAAAUGUCUGUGAACUGCAGAACGUUGUUCGAGUCACCUGGUAAGCUCCAAAUUGAAGUUUCAACAGAUCUUACAGCAAUUAAUGGUCUUUCUUACAAUAAAAAUCUUGCCAAUGGCAGUUACGAUUUAGCUAACAGAGACUUUUGCCAAGGAAACCAUCUGAAUUACUACAAACAGGAAAUACCUGUACAACCAACUACCUCAUAUCCCAUUCAGAAUUUAUACAAUUAUGAGAACCAGCCCAAGCCCAGCGAUGAAUGUACUCUACUGAGUAAUAAAUACCUUGAUGGAAAUGCUAACAAAUCUACCUCAGAUGGAAGUCCCGCGAUGGCCGCCCUGCCUGGUACUACAGAGACUGGUAAGGCGCUCACGGACAGGACGGCUUCUGAGCAGAGCCCUUCUCCCGGGUACUCCUCGAGAACGCUUGGCCCAAACCCUGGACUUAUUCUUCAGGCUUUGACCCUUUCAAAUGCUAGUGAUGGAUUUAACCUGGAGCGGCUCGAAAUGCUUGGCGACUCCUUUCUAAAGCAUGCCAUCACCACGUAUCUCUUUUGCACCUAUCCCGAUGCUCACGAGGGCCGCCUUUCCUAUAUGAGAAGCAAAAAGGUCAGCAACUGUAAUCUGUAUCGGCUUGGAAAAAAGAAGGGGCUGCCCAGCCGCAUGGUGGUGUCGAUAUUUGAUCCCCCUGUGAAUUGGCUUCCUCCUGGUUAUGUAGUAAAUCAAGACAAAAGUAACACAGAGAAAUGGGAAAAAGAUGAAAUAACAAAAGACUGCAUGUUGGCUAAUGGCAAGCUGGACGAUGACUUCGAGGAGGAGGAAGAGGAGGAGGAGGACCUGAUGUGGAGGGCUCCGAAGGAGGACGCCGAGGACGAAGAGGACUUCCUGGAGUACGAUCAGGAGCAUAUCAAGUUCAUAGAUAACAUGUUGAUGGGAUCCGGAGCUUUUGUAAAGAAAAUCUCGCUUUCUGCUUUUUCAACCACUGAUUCUGCCUAUGAAUGGAAAAUGCCCAAAAAAUCCUCCUUAGGUAGUAUACCAUUUUCAUCAGAUUUUGAGGAUUUUGACUAUAGCUCUUGGGAUGCAAUGUGCUAUCUGGAUCCUAGCAAAGCUGUUGAAGAGGAUGACUUUGUGGUGGGGUUCUGGAACCCAUCAGAAGAAAACUGUGGUGUUGACACAGGGAAACAGUCCAUUUCUUACGACCUGCACACCGAGCAGUGCAUUGCUGACAAAAGCAUAGCCGACUGUGUGGAAGCCCUGCUGGGCUGCUAUUUAACCAGCUGUGGCGAGAGGGCUGCUCAGCUUUUCCUCUGUUCGCUGGGCCUGAAGGUGCUCCCGCUAAUUAAGAGGACUGAUCGGGAAAAGGCCGUGUGCCCGACCAGGGAGAAUUUCACCAGCCAACAAAAGAACCUUUCAGGGAGCCGCGCUGCCGCCUCUGGAGCUGGCUCCCGCUCCUCUGUGUUGAAAGACUUGGAGUAUGGGUGUUUGGAGAUCCCACCGAGAUGUAUGUUUGAUCACCCAGAUGCAGAUAGGACACUGAGUCACCUCAUCUCGGGUUUUGAAAAUUUCGAAAAGAAAAUCAACUACAGAUUCAAGAAUAAGGCUUACCUACUACAGGCUUUUACACACGCCUCCUACCACUACAACACUAUCACUGAUUGUUACCAGCGCUUAGAAUUCCUGGGAGAUGCAAUUUUGGACUACCUCAUAACCAAGCACCUUUAUGAAGACCCGCGGCAGCACUCCCCAGGGGUCCUGACUGACCUGCGCUCGGCUCUGGUCAACAACACCAUCUUUGCAUCGCUGGCUGUGAAGUAUGACUACCACAAGUACUUCAAAGCAGUUUCUCCCGAGCUCUUCCACGUCAUCGAUGAUUUUGUGCAGUUUCAGCUCGAGAAGAAUGAAAUGCAAGGGAUGGAUUCUGAGCUUAGGAGAUCUGAGGAGGAUGAAGAGAAGGAAGAGGAUAUUGAAGUUCCAAAGGCCAUGGGGGAUAUUUUCGAGUCGCUUGCUGGUGCCAUUUACAUGGAUAGCGGGAUGUCGCUGGAGAUGGUUUGGCAGGUGUACUAUCCUAUGAUGCGGCCGCUGAUAGAAAAAUUUUCUGCAAAUGUGCCCCGUUCCCCUGUGCGAGAAUUGCUUGAAAUGGAACCAGAAACCGCCAAAUUUAGCCCGGCUGAGAGAACUUAUGAUGGCAAGGUCAGAGUCACCGUGGAAGUAGUAGGAAAGGGGAAAUUCAAAGGUGUUGGCCGAAGUUACAGGAUCGCCAAGUCUGCGGCAGCAAGAAGAGCCCUACGAAGCCUCAAAGCUAAUCAACCUCAGGUUCCCAACAGCUGAAACCCCUUUUUAAAAUUAAACAACAACAACAACAACAAAGAGCAGAAUUAAGGUGGAAAAUAAAUUUAAGUUGAAAAGGCUGAUUUAACACUGAUAGUGAGUGGACUGGAUUUGAAGGCAGAAUUUAAAGUUUGUUUGAUAACAAGAUAGGUUACAGAAUAAAACAUUUAACAUAUGUGUAAAAAUUUUGGAACUAA
Messenger RNA from Physeter macrocephalus (sperm whale), 6977 nucleotides. It is a transcript of the gene DICER1, whose product is annotated as dicer 1, ribonuclease III. NCBI's taxonomy places the organism in Eukaryota, Metazoa, Chordata, Mammalia, Artiodactyla, Physeteridae. The transcript has 27 exons. Gene Ontology annotation, molecular function: ribonuclease III activity; protein binding; RNA binding. The record is from RefSeq and is a predicted model, not a curated record. Gene Ontology annotation, biological process: pre-miRNA processing; apoptotic DNA fragmentation; siRNA processing. The coding region runs from base 1012 to 6780 and encodes 1922 amino acids. Gene Ontology annotation, cellular component: cytoplasm; nucleus; RISC complex.